AUGGCAGGAGUUUCAGAGAAGCCCGCAGGCUUUGCUGAGCUGUCCAAGAACAAGAGAGUCUUGGCUUGGUGCCUCCUAAUCUUCAUUCUACCCAUCAACUUCGGAUACGAGCUUGCACUAGUUGGCAACAUACUUGCAAUCCCUGCCUUCCUCGACCGCUUCGGGACGACCACGACCUCCGGCAUCAAGGAGGUUCCGACCCAAGAUCAGCAAAUCCUCAAUGCCUCAACUACUGUCGGUAUUGUGCUAGCCGCAUAUUGCACUGGGUUCAUCUCGGACAUUAUCGGCCGCCGCAUGGUGGUCAUAUGUGGCUGCGUUCUUUGCAUUGCUGGGAUUAUCGUACAAGGCUUCUCGAACUCGAUCUUGACGCUCUUUGGCGGCAAGCUCAUCAGCACCGUCGGCUACGGACUGGGCCACGCUCUGGGACCCGUCUAUGUCGCUGAGAUUGCACCAGACUCUCUGCGGGGAGUAUGCCUUAUUCUCAUCAACACCAUGAUCGUCAUUGGACAAUGGUCUUGCGCUCUGGUCGGCUACGGCGGGUCUUUCAUCAAGAGCGACUGGGGCUGGAGGUUGCCUGUGCUCGCCCAGCUGGUGCCUCCGUUCUUAAUGCUGGUACUUGGAGGAAUUUUACUGCCAGAGUCGCCGUCGUGGCUUCUAAUGAAGGGCAGACGCGAGGAAGCUGGAAAAUCGCUACGCAAAUUCAACGGCCCAAGACACAACGUGGAAGAGAGUUUGGCAAUGAUGGAAGCUACGCUCGAAAAGCAGAGGGCGUUGAGCCAAGGUGGCGCCUCAUACUUGGACUGUUUUCGAGGUACCAAUUUGCGCAGAACUACAAUCGUUUGCAUGGUGUAUUUGACACAGCAAUUUGCUGGUGCUCAGCUGGUUGUGGGAUACCUAUCAUACUUCUUUACUAUUGCAGGGGUGGGAAAUCCUAUCGGUAUUGCUCAGGUUUGUUACAGUAUUCAGCUGCUUGGCAAUAUCUGCUCGUGGUUCUUAGUUGAACGAGUUGGUCGCAGACCACUGAUAGUCUGGGGAACUAUUGCUAUGACGGCUCUGCUGCUAGUGAUUGGUGGCUUGGGUGUUCCGAAGAAUAACCAAAGCGCUCUUACUGCCAUGGUUGCACUUAUGGCUCUUUGGGGAUUCAUAUUCCAACUAUCAAUUGGUGCUGUUGGGUACGCUGUCGGUGGCGAAACUGCAUCCCCUCGCCUUCGUCAAAAGACCUACUCUAUCAACGUGAUGAGCAAUACGGCGGCCGCCUGUCUUGUCACGCAGCUCAUGCCGUUUUUGAUCAACCCCAGCAACGCCAAUCUCGGGGGUAAGGUUGCAUUCGUCUUCUUCGGACCGUCGCUGCUAUGUUCUAUCUAUCUCUACUUUUGCUUCCCAGAGAUGAAGGGCCGCAGUUACUUGGAGCUGGAGAACAUGUUCCAGAAGCGACUGCCAACUCGAGAAUUUAAGAACUAUCGUUUUGAGAUUGAGACUGUCGAGGUUGAUGAUGGGGAGAAGGUUGCGGUGGUCCUGAAGGAUUGA
Molecule: messenger RNA, 1527 nt
Organism: Colletotrichum lupini
Lineage: Eukaryota; Fungi; Ascomycota; Sordariomycetes; Glomerellales; Glomerellaceae
Product: maltose permease
Exons: 4
Coding region: 1-1527 (508 amino acids)
Biological process (GO): transmembrane transport; carbohydrate transport
Cellular component (GO): membrane
Molecular function (GO): carbohydrate:proton symporter activity
Source: RefSeq, a predicted model, not a curated record